UAUUUUCAUUUUCCUUCGACAAAGAGCCAUCUAGUGCGUGCGUGCCCCGAAAUUUAGGAGAAAGUAGUGAUUUAAGAAUUUCGAAUUGAACUGAGCUGCAGAUUUUGCAAACAAGAAAAAAGAUGAAGUUCCCACCUCUUCGCAAAUCCGUCAAAACUAUCCCUUUGGAUGACUACAGUUCUUCUAAGCUUGUGUUUUUUGACUUGGAAACAACUGGCUUGGGGGUGGACAGCGAGGAAAUCGUCCAGCUGUCAGCUGAAACAGACAGUGAGGCGCUGAACUUCUAUGUUAAACCUCGAUUCCACGGAAGAAAUAAACCUGAACAUAAUUCAACAAAUGGUCUCGUCUUCUGUAACGGAAAUGUCUAUAAGGGCUAUUCGGGAUUAAAUGCAGGCGAAGAGUUGCCAGCAGUUAAUCAAUCGGACGCUCUGGAAGAAUUUGUUACUUUUUGCGAAUCCUUUGAAACUAAGGUAACAAUUGUGGCACACAACGCACAUUUUGACAUGGGAUUCCUACGGCACGCCUUAUUAGAAGAUGCACCGCUUCUUGAGCGCUUUGCAAACGCAUGCAUUGGUUUUUUGGAUACCGUCUCAGCCGCCCGCAAAUUGUUGCCAAAGUCGGCUCCAGAUGGUCCAAAAAACCAUAAACUUUCAACCCUUUUAGAGCAUUUCUUAGGAAGUGUGCAGGUAGAGCUGCACGACUCAGCCGUCGACGUUUCGUCACUUCGUGUGAUCUUCCGCGACAUGGGCAAAAAAAGUGAUUACCAACCGUACACCUUCUUCCUCUCUGAUUACUUGCGAUACAAGGCUGUAUAUUCCAAUGCAAAAGAAUUGGACCGCGCUUUUACUCAUUAUCAGCUUACAUUGCGACCGAACCAGUUUAUGCAGUUGGCCAGUGAAUUUGACCUCCAGAAUCUUGUAGCCUUGGCUAAAAAUAUGAGCAAGCAGGAAUUUGCAGAUGAGGUUAGAUCCAAAUGUGAUCUUCUUUUAGAAAAGACCGUUGUCUCAAUAUUCGUGGGAAUAAAUUCAGGCCUCCCCUUACAAUAAGAUCACCAUUAAUAAAACUUUCGGUUGAUCGCCUUCUUAGAAGCAAUUUAUGUUUCGUUCAAAUCGAUUGACCCUUCCCAAGUGGAAUGAACCUUAUGUAUUUUAAAUAUAUCGUUUUUGUUGACAAAUUAAUUUUGCUUGUUGUUAGCUUAAAUAAAAAAUGCACCGUUUUCAAUUUUGAAGCAUUGAAAUUUAGGAAGAUAAAUUAUAAUAUUAUAUGCCAUUUUAUUUGUUGAAGGGUUGGAGAUGAGCUAAAUUAUGGUAAAUAUGUGAAUUAAUUUUUCUUUGAAAAUUGAGAUGAAAUGGCAAUGCUUUAUUAUAUUUUGUGAUUUAAGUUUUGGUAUAAGGAGCACUAUAUUAUAAUUAAUUUUUUGUGUGUAACUAAAUUUGUAAAUAUGCGGGCAGGAAUGAAGGAGCUUCACUUUUUGUACCGUUGUAUAUAUACAAAUAAAUAUA
Cloeon dipterum is the source of this 1502-nucleotide messenger RNA. RefSeq names its product DNA polymerase III PolC-type-like. Gene Ontology annotation, molecular function: 3'-5'-DNA exonuclease activity; nucleic acid binding. Gene Ontology annotation, cellular component: cytoplasm. NCBI's taxonomy places the organism in Eukaryota, Metazoa, Arthropoda, Insecta, Ephemeroptera, Baetidae. The coding region runs from base 123 to 1046 and encodes 307 amino acids. The record is from RefSeq and is a predicted model, not a curated record. The transcript is spliced from 4 exons. Gene Ontology annotation, biological process: DNA catabolic process.